GCAAAGCAGGAGGGAACCGAGAUAAGUUUGUUAGUUGCAAAAGUGAAGGCAUAAGAGUCACAACACCACCAGGAGCAGUACUGUGUCUGAUCUGAUGUGAGAAGCUCGUUUACCCAAAGGAGGAGGAGAUAUCACAUCAUGAACGCGUCCCGCGUUGCAGCAUUGCUCUGUCUACAUUUGAUCUCAAAGCGCCUUGACUCAAAGUGUUAACCAAAAGCACAACAGAAUUGACAGCGUCAUUUGUGUUAGCAGUGGUUCUAUGUAGCUGGAAAGAAAGACGACAUUAUAAUGCUUUGCGGAAGCAGAGAGAAGGGCUUACGCUAGACUUUUAGUUACUGUACCGUUCAGAAUUCUGUUGGUGUUUAUUCCCGCUCUGAUUAGAAGAAGUAUUGAGACAGUAUAAACAGGUUGUGGAAAACAGUGUAUAAAGUGUAAAGAAAAGCAGAGUUUGUUUUUGUUCAAGAGGGAAUAUUGCACAGAUUUUCCUCUGCAGUUGUUACAAAGAAAGUGGUGCUGAAUGCCCGAAAGGAAAAUCAUUUUCGAGUACACUGAGACUGAACCGAACGUCAUCACCGCAACCAUGGUUCUUCAAAACGUAGAUGAUGAUGACUUUUCCUUCAGGGAGAAAAUCAUGAAGAAGAAAUAUUACUGCAAAAACAACAAGAGGAAGAAGCAACAGCCAUUCCCUAACAUGGAUGUCUUCAAAUUUUCAGACUACGAUUGCAUUGGUUUUGACUUAGACAACACAAUUUGCCGCUAUAAAAUUGGGGAAAUAAUGAGGCUCGAGUACAACCUUAUCGCCGAUUAUUUAGUAAAUCGCUAUGGAUACGAGCAGGAGCUUCUUCUUCCUAUUGAUGAUGACAUGGAUUUCCUGCAGAAGGGCCUCAUCAUGGACAUUAAGCGGGGGAACUUUCUGAAAUGCUCCGACGAGGGUCAGAUCCUCAGAGCAACACAUGGGACCCGUCCUAUGACUCAGCAAGAAAUCGUAGACACGUAUGGGUCUGAAAGGACGUGGGAACCCGUUCUUGAUUUCAUGAGAACGCUCGCUGACCCUCCUGUGAACGGUCCGAGUCCGCCUUUGCUUCGUUCAUUCAAGGAUUACUUCGAUUUGCCUGCUGCAGUUGCUUGCGCCAGAGCUAUUGAUGCCCAGGACAGCUCGGAAGAAGGUCCCCUCGAGGAAUAUGACAUUUGGCCUGAUGUUCACGUUGCAAUGUGCAACAUGUACCGCCGGGAACAUUUCCGGAAUGACCUCGGUGGGUUCUUCCCUGAAAUCAAAGCAAACCCUGAUAAAUAUAUCUACGAGGCGAGCGACAAGAUGAAAAAGUGGCUACGGGCGAUCAAUGACCAUACUUUCACAUUCCUCAUCUCUGGAUCGAGCAUUGAUUAUGCCUCUAUGAUUGCUCAUUAUGUUCUUGGACCUGAUUGGAGAGAUUAUUUCGACAUGAUUAUUUGCACGGCGAAAAAACCAGGAUUCUUCUCGGGCAAUCGUCCUUUCCGCCAGGUUGAAGGGGCGGAUGAUGCCGAAGAAGUUCCUGCUCAUAAGCUGUACAUUGACGAAACCUAUUCUGGAGGCAACUGGUCAGAUCUCCUGAGUUUAGUCAAACGCGAAAGCGGCGUUGAAAAUCCUCACUGCCUGUACGUUGGCGACCACAUUGCACAAGAUGUUGUUGCUCCCUCCCUACGAGGCAUUGACACCGUGGCGAUAGUAGAGGAACUAGCGGCAGAGGGCAUGACUGGUGAUUCAAUGAGCCAUGAUGCAGGUUCAGACCUUAUGAGUAUGUACUGGGGUUCAUUCUUCACAACAGAUGGAGACCACAGUGUGUUUGGCCUCGACCGUAUUAAUACUCUCUAUGGUUCCGUACCACUGAAACAUUCUAGGCUCGCAAUCCCUAGCAUUGAAGCGGUGGCGCGAUAUCCCAUCAAACACCAGUAUGAAGCCUUUAGUCCCGAUACUUCUGGUUUCUUCCCUGGUGACCCUGUCAUUCUCCACUUCUAAUGCGCAGAUCAUUGUCGGGUCAGCUGUCGUAAGGAUAGUGAGGGAGACAGACAGUCGACAAUCGCAUUUUGCUCCUGAGAAGUUGACCGUCAUCUUGGGCAGCGCUGCCAACCUUUGGUACUUCUUGGAGUUCAUUAUCAGCAAGGGAGGCUGGACCUCUUGGGUAAUCAUUUUUGAGGAACCGCAGCCGUUGGCAGUGCUCCAAGUCAUUGGUACAUAAGUGAGACAUAGAUAUCAUCUAAUUUGUCACAAAGAGAAGACAUGCAUCAGAGGUUAAAGGAGCGGAACAGUGUCAUCAUAAAAAGUGAUAGUCUCGAGAUAGAAAUAAACUUUAAAAACUUGUUAUCCGAAGGACAGAUACCUAGACUGAGAGGAAAUCAUUGAAAGAUAUGAACAGUAAAACCGAAAAAUAAAAAAUAUGUUGAAUUUCGCAAAAUGAAACGGGGCCAAAAAGAACAAACGCAGCAAGAAAAAAAAACAUAAUUUUAAUGCGUUGUCGAGUUCAGAAUAUUUUCAAUGUUCUUUUUGUAAUGUUGAUUUGUUGAUUUUUGCUUUCUAUAUAUAAAAACAAUGUAAAUAUUUUUUUUUCCGACAUGAAACGGAUGUAUUGAAUGUUCUGUACAUAUGAAUAUCCUAAUGACAGAUGCUUGUGCUUAUAGAUUCAUAGGUUUUCUGUUGUAACUUCUAAUUAGAUGCUUGGUUAUGUUUUAACCGUAUUUGAUUAUAGUAUAUAUUAUACUGUACGAGCUUUAGAGGCUAGAUUUAGGUAACAGUUAAUAUCAGACGUAGUGAUGCCGUUUUUUUUUUCCCCCUUUUAAAAUGCUGAGUGAAUAUUGUUGUUUCUGUUAGAUAAGAUCUCCCUGCAACUUUUGACCUAACAUUUAAAAGCGGAAGCUUUCAUGUGUUCACUAGGAAGAGAGGACUUUAGAGUUCUUGUUACUUGUUUCAGCUGUACAUAUUGUUGAAAAGAACUCGGUACGGGAGUUCUCCUCUUCUCCGUACAUCCUCCUUGUUGAUAUUACUCGUUAAUUUUAUAAACUCCAGUUCUCUGCAACAAAUCACUAGUGGUUAAUCAGAUAGUCAAAGCGACAUUAUGUAUUACCAGCUCAACUUAAAAACUGUCAUACGCAGUUUAGAACUUGGGAGUUCCUUUAUUUUUGAUUACCUUUGUUUCUAGAUAUAAACUUGAUUUCCCAAGGCGGGAGAAAGAGUGCAGUUCUUUCUUGCCGGCCGAUACACAUAUCCUGCCUUUUAUUUCAGUCUUAUUUGAGCUCUCUCUCUUUAACUCGUCUUGCUUGGACUCAGAAUAUCCCCACCGAGAUUAUCAGGUCCACCCGAGCGACGCUGCUUGUUUUAGUCUUAAACAUUAUCCAGUUAUUGGGAAGAACAAAUCUUACUGAGAAGAACAAGGGAGACGUACAUCUGUAAAUCUUAUUUUCAAGUCUUUUGGCAGCGCUGCCUGAUGCACCUUGGCACAAAGCCAUCUGUUUACUUCUUGAGGUCCUGUGAUCUGAGCCAAGCUCCUUUGAGUUCUAUUAGUUCCUGUUGUCUAGUUGACAUAUAUAUUUUUUAUCAUCUGUGAUGAAUAUCCACAUGUAUAAAGAUGCCAAGCUUUUUUUUUUUUUUUUUUUUUUUUUGCUGUUGCUUGGUGCACUACACUUGCUUUAAAACUCUUCAUUCAGUUUCUUUUGGAAUUAUAUAAAUAGCUUUGUAUUAUUCCUUAUACAUGUGUAAUCACUAUAUAUAUAAUCUAUAAUAUA
Molecule: messenger RNA, 3756 nt
Organism: Macrobrachium nipponense
Lineage: Eukaryota; Metazoa; Arthropoda; Malacostraca; Decapoda; Palaemonidae
Gene: Nt5a
Product: 5'-nucleotidase domain-containing protein 1-like
Exons: 1
Coding region: 518-1996 (492 amino acids)
Molecular function (GO): 5'-nucleotidase activity
Source: RefSeq, a predicted model, not a curated record